GAAAUGCAGCCAACUUCACGCAUAUUUGGCAUUCAAUGAUGUGAAUUUGACAUUUCUGUACGAACACUCAAUGUUUCAAAGUGACUAAAACAUAAAUACACAAAAGGUUCGGAUUUCAUUCGUGGACAAACAAAAUUUGAUAAAGAAAAUCGAAUAGACCAUUGAUGGAUUUUAAGGAUAAGCAUUGUUCGUUGUGUUGCAUUUGUGUAGUGUUGUGGAUGAAUUUGUGAAACAGUGACGACUUGGACCAUUGAGUGUGACGAAGGAAGAGCAACUUGUGCAAAAAGUACUCGAAAUGGCAGAGGAGAUGUUUAAACUGAUUCUGGCCGAAACACCGGACAACUUUCGAAAAUGGUUUUUGGAACUGUUCCAGAAUGAGGAGAGAACGAAAUGCAGCAUUGAGGAAUUUGCCGUGUACUUCCUGAAUUUUGUUCGCAAUCAAACCGAAGAGUACAAUAAAAAUUGUUCAUCAUCAUGCAACACACCGAGAAAACUGAUAGGUCACACGGCUGAACGAGCAAUCAGUGCGAAACAAUUUAGCACAAGCGCUAACAAUUCAAUACAACUAAAAUCGCUGGGCGCGAACAAUGAUGUUGUUUAUGGUGGUGGUGGUGGUGGUGGAGGUGGCAGCAGCAGCAACAAAAACAUUUCACGUGAUUUAUUUUCGUCAACUUAUAAUUCACCGAAUGAAUCAAACAGAUCGAUAAAAUUGCGAACAUCACAAAAACUGGUCGAUCAAUCACAAGCAAAUGAUGGGUUUGAUUCGGUGAAGAGUCCAUUGUAUAGUGAUUUUACGGGAGAUUUAAAAAAAACAUUGACUCCCAUUGCGGUGCAUCGUUUGAAUAGCCCGGGAAUACAUGCAUUCAGUACGCCAGCGAAGAAUAUUUCUGCAUUUUCUACGAGCACACCGUCGUUCAGCAAGCAAAAUUUGUCAUCGUCACAACUCCAAUCGCAUCACUAUAGCAACCGGAGCGGAAAUAGCCACAGCCGUAACACAACAAUGUCGUACAACUCGCGGCAGCAAUCAUCCAAUGACUCAAGAUAUUCGUUUGACGAUAGCAGUACAUGCCUUGACACAUCGGUUGGCAUAAAACAAUCGCAUGAAAAGUCCAAAGAUAGACGUAGCGCAAAUACGUCGAACAUUUGCUUGGGUGACUUUCUAGCACCGUUUACAUCAAAACAACAUUCGCAAAAAGCACGCAAAUCGCUUAAUUCAUCGGAACGUUCACCAAAAACAACAACAACAACAACAACAACACCAACGGCCGCAAAUGUUUCGCAUGAAAAAGACUUUCCAAGUUUUAUGCCUAAAGGAAAAAUGAAUCGAACUUCGUUGACCCCGACAUCAGUAUCGUCAGUCGCACAACCACUGUUAGCUACAACAGCAACAACAACAAUAACAACAACGCCCAAGUCAAAUCAAACCGUCAAACCGACUAAACGUGUGGUACCUACACGAAUCGGUGGCAGUUUGAAUGAAUUCAAUUGUCCGGCCUUUCGCAGCGAUAAUAAUAUACUUGAAUUGGCACAUGAAGAGAAUGCCGAAAGCACGCACGAUCUACUGAAAUCACAAAAGGACAUGAUUCGCCGUGUAUUUCAAGAAGAACAACCGCCCGAAACCAAUUUACGUGCGCUAUUGCACGAGAAACUGAAUAUGGUUGGUAAAAAAACGGCAAUGGGUGUGACAGCAACAAAAAACGCACCACCAAUUGACCUGCAGAAAAUCACAAAUAAGCCGAUGCUUGAUAAAUUCAUUGAUAUUUAUUCGAUUGUGCUUGACUUGAAUCUCGUAACGAAUGUUCUGACUGAAGUUGCGUAUUUGGUGAAUUUAAUCAAUCUCGAUGUAGACGAAUAUUACGACCGUAAUCCGCAUAUGUUGGAUGGUAACAGCAUUAACGAGCGAACUAAUGCGAUUGAGUCAACAUUGAGUAAAAUUAAUGCGGUCGGUGAGGCAACAGCGAAACAAAACACCAUCGAUACGAUGGUGAAACAGCAGCAACAGCAGCCGAUGAUGCCACAACAACAAGAGGAGACAGGAAAUGCCGUUGAUAUUGGAUUGAAUAAAGUCAGCAGCACCUGUGCCACAACAGUAAAUGCUGUUGCCAAUAGUACCGUUGCUAUUGAUUCCGUGCAUUCGGCCAUUUUGCUACUGAAGAAUAUCAAUAAUUGCGUUUAUUUUGGUUUGGGCGUUCUGCAAUUACAGAAAAAUAUCCUUCGCAUGCUUGACGUGACAUCGAUAAAAGUGCUGCUUGAAAACGAACGCCUAACGACAUUGGAUGCGACAAUAAAGGAUGAUCUAACGAGUGUGUACUCACAUAAAAUGCAAUUGGAGCGGCCGUUACGCACUCAUGAUACAUCGAACAGUGGUGACUUUGUCGGUGGUUCAAAUGCAGCAUUGCUUGCGCCCAACAACAGCAUGAAAGUAUUUUAUCAGCAAGAGCAAGAUACACAAAUGAAUUUUCCAUCGGCCCGUGAAGCAGCUGCCUUCAAAAAGCAACGAGAUCAUUUUUACAGCAUUUUAGGGAUAUGGGAAUCAAAGCACUUAAAUCCGGCAUGGGACUUUGAGACCGAACUUGGACGUAAAGUACGAUCUAUGCUCCAUGAAAUGGAUCAUCCAAUAAAUAUGGCGCACAUGGCAAAACUAUUUACAGCACAAUUGAUUUUAUCGUGUAAUUUCAACGAGGUCAUUCAAUCCGAUUUACCCAAUAUUGAUCCGGGUAAAUUGAAUAAAUUACAACAACGUUUGGUUGCGCCCAGCCAUUUCAGCACGAAUUUCCAAUUUCCGGGCAACCAAAUAUUUUUCAAGGAUUUCAUAAUUGCUGCCGAACAUCAAACGAAUUUUAUCGAGCAAUUGAAAAUCGUUUUGACCAACGAAUUGAUGGAAAUGAACGAUUCAUCAUUCGAAACAUUGGAAUUGUCAACGAUUGACGAGAACGAGCCUGAAAAUCGACAAGAAUACAUCGUGAAACCGGAGACAUUGUCCACGUUGAGUGUUUUGGCGAAAUUUUUGGGUCUAAUUGUGGCACGGCCAUUUAUCUAUGAGUUUGGUGUGAACACCACCGUUGACAACCGGCAAAUUGAACUUAGAAACAAGAUUCGGACAAUGAUUGACAUCAAGGAGAUACUGAAAAAGUCCAUCAUCAAUCACAAAUUAAUCGUGACACUGCCAUGGAUCGUACAAUUCAUUUCGAUGUUAGAUUCAGUUAGCCUACGAUCCGACUAUUAUCGUGAUGUAUUCAAUAUUUUCUACGAAUUGUACGUGAUGACAGCCGAAUUUGAGAAUAAUACAAUGUUAUCGAUGCGACAAACGUCAGUGUUUAUCAUACGAUCUUGUUUGGGCUGGCUGUUUGAUCAACCUAACGUGCCAAACGAAUACUAUUCGUAUCGUCAGAAUCGUAAACAACUAAAGGCCAUAAUGCAAUCCCAUCCAUCGUUGGGUUCAACCGAAUUGACUGCCGUCGAAAUAUUCGUACCCAAAGACUUAUCGGCAUUUUUCUCAGGGAAACAUCAAAUCUUCUUUAAGGCCAGUGACACACAAACAAACACAAUAACGGGCACAUUGGAAAAGUUUAACAUUGGUCAAAAUGUGCUGGCAAAUGAUUUACAGUUACAAAUGGCGCUUGAAACUUCUCGAGCUGAUAAAAAACUGUCAGAUACCCGAACAUUUGAUCCAUUACUCGAAACGGUUUUGCAGGCAGCUUGCCCAUUUCUAGCCGAUUUCCGUGUAUCAAUCAUGCCAAAACGCAAUUCAAAAACUGUCUCUCGUACUGGUCGCUACCGACACAUUACACCAAAAAUUUGCGAAGCUCCGCCGUCAAUCAACAAUGCACUGAAAACACCGCCUACGGUACAACAGCUGCUAAACGAAGACGAUGAUGCACAAUCGAAAUUGGUAGAAGCAUUUUUGCACUCACAAACUUUGUCCGUGCGACGAACUGUUGAAUUUGUACAAGAGCGCGUUUAUUCCGCUGUUGUUAAGGAUUUUCAAGUGGAAAUACUCAUACCAUUCAAGAAAAGCAUCAUUGAAUCGGUUGAUAAAAUUCAGCUGAAAGAUUCAAAUGCCAUCUUAAAUGAACUGUAUCGCAUCUAUUCGAAUGGCGAAAAGGAGUUGCUGAAAAAAUGGCAAGAUUUCGUAACACCAGCAGCUCUGCAACGAGUCAAGAUAACAUUCGAUGGACUGCUGCCGCACGAAACGGUCGAUGCGUGUAAAUUAACUUGCAUCAAUAUUGCUGUUCAGCAAGCGUUGGCCAAAAUCAACGAAUGGCGCUCGAAAAAUCUGAAGGGCAUCGAAAUAUUCUCCAAGGAUAUUCAAGCCGAUGUGGAAAAGGUUCUGAAAAAUACACCGUUGAAUUUACCACAAAUGAAAAAUACGAUCCAUAUUGAUUUAACGAAACGACCACCAUGGCAAACGUUCGACGAGCUUCAGUGUAAAUUGCAUCAGCUUUCAAUGUAUCCGGCGCAAAUCAAUAGCGACGAUGUUAAUAAAAUUUGCUGGGAAAUCGGAAAGUGCAUCACAGAGCACGUGUUGCCCGAUCCAAUGUACAAAACCAUUGGCGAUAUGUCGGUUCAGUUGGUACUUUUACUGAUUUGGAAUUGUCAUGAUGUGGUCACGAAGCAAGUAAUCGAUCAGUUCAUCAGUCUUUGGCAAAGUAAACAAUUUGCGGUAUUCGUUCGUCCACCGACUACAACCACAACAACAACAACAACAACGGCUGGUCAUUCGGAAUCUCAAGAUAGUGAUACUCAAGCGAAUGUCACCGAAGACCAAUCAAAAAAGACCAAAUCAUUCGAUCCAAUGUACUUGUUCGCAAUGGUUUUAUCGCCCGUUUGUAUAUUUGCACAACAGUACCGACCGCCGGUCACCUUCGAUAAAUUGGCUUUGCUCAUUACGAAACUGAUCAAAAAUGGUUUAAUGAGCGUGGCUUUUUUAAAUGAACAAUGCAUGAAAUUGAUGCAUCAUCAGUGGAAUCAGGCAACAUUGAAAUCGAUUGCACGGACCGUUCAAAGCAUAAUCGACGACUGUAGAAAUACAAUCUCAUCGAAUGACAACGAAGCAUUCUUCCUGGAAUUGCUUGCCAACCUAAUAUCCGGAUUAGAUGACAUCGCAUUUGAACCAUAGACUAGACUAGCCAUUUUUGUGUGUGUGUGUUACAUCGACGAAAUUCAUUCUAUUUUUGAUCUUGUUUUUUAUAUUCAUUUUCCUAUCAAGUUGCUCAUUUCCCUUUAAUCAACGUUUGCCAUUCGAUUGGGAAACCACUUGAUAGACAAUUAAGUAAUAAAUUGAAGAACUACAAUUACAUUUCAUUCGAUAAGCGAAUCGAGAAGAAAGACUUUUUUGUUCUGUUCUCAAUACAUUUUUUUUGUGUGCUACAAUGUAAUUUGUCAUGUACCAUUCGACUUUUUGUUAUUCAAUACAUUUAGGGUAGCAAAUUAACAUUGUCUUCAUUGAACGCUUCCAUGAAUACCAUCCACGAAUUACCAUAGGAAAAUUAGUGUUAAAUCGAACGUUUGAGUGUAAUAAAAGAGCGAACAUGUGACAUCAUUUUGUAAUUCAA
Molecule: messenger RNA, 5555 nt
Organism: Sitodiplosis mosellana (orange wheat blossom midge)
Lineage: Eukaryota; Metazoa; Arthropoda; Insecta; Diptera; Cecidomyiidae
Gene: dlt
Product: protein disks lost
Exons: 10
Coding region: 296-5119 (1607 amino acids)
Biological process (GO): chromatin organization
Cellular component (GO): nucleus
Source: RefSeq, a predicted model, not a curated record